CAUUGUUCAUGAUGAUCAGCGUUGAGCCCACCUCAGAACCAGCACGAGAUUCUCCUUAGAAGUCAGAUGCUGUCGUCUCUUCUACCAAAAGCUUUUUCAGAAGUGUCACAGUUUAAACAGUCUUCUGAUUCCUUUCCUGCACAUUCUGACUUACAAUGUGUGCACUAUGCAUUUGACAUUCCAGUCCAAACCCAUCAGCCAGUGUGGAGUUGUUGCAGGAGGUGUCGAUGUCUCGCUACAUCCCUCACCCAGGCCUUGUGGUCUCUGUCACACUCACGUCCGUGCGCACAGAGACUGGCAUCACAUUGAAAGCCCCGCAGCAGGCCUCCAUGGCAGAGAGCAUCAUGUUGAAUCUGGCUGGCCAGUUGAUCAUGCUACAGCGGGAGUGUUCAGGACCACAGGUACGAGAGAAGGAGACAGCUGCUAACAGCAAGAAGCUGGUGAGUUGGGUUGUCUGAAUUUGAACCUUUCAACUGUGCUCACAGAAAUGACAUGUCAGAAACAUGUUGGUCUUACCGUAAACCUGCAAGUGUUGCUGGAUUUUU
Monopterus albus (swamp eel) is the source of this 545-nucleotide messenger RNA. RefSeq names its product RAB6A-GEF complex partner protein 1-like. Bases 228 to 458 code for a protein of 76 amino acids. The transcript is spliced from 2 exons. Lineage: Eukaryota; Metazoa; Chordata; Actinopteri; Synbranchiformes; Synbranchidae. The record is from RefSeq and is a predicted model, not a curated record.